Molecule: messenger RNA, 882 nt
Organism: Spodoptera littoralis (African cotton leafworm)
Lineage: Eukaryota; Metazoa; Arthropoda; Insecta; Lepidoptera; Noctuidae
Source: the annotation of a GenBank genome assembly
AUGGAAGGAUGCCAGAAAGAAAUACGAGGACAUCACGGCGGAAAUUUAGUACGACAUUUUUUUACGCAGCAUCGUGCUGAAUAUGACAGAAUUCAAGAAAGGACUUUUUCUGAUAAAAAUGUAAAUUCCCUAACAGAAUACAAUAAAGUUCUUGAAUGCUGCAUAAAUUUAGUUGCAAUCCACGGCAGGCCGUUGUCUAUGCUAGAAGAUGAGGCAUUCCAAAAUUUAAUUACAAUGAUACCUAAUCCUGGGUUAAAACCCAAUAUUAGAAACAUAAGAACGUGUAUUGAGAAUAAAGCCUACGAUGUACGAAAGAAGAUCUAUGAGGAAUUAAAAAAUAAACUGGUAUGUUUAAAAAUUGAUGUAGCUUCUGUGAAAUCAAGAAGAUUCCUCGGAAUAAAUUUGCAGUUCAUUUUAGAUAAGAAGCUGGAGCUUCGUAACUUAUGUGUAGUUGAGCUUCAUGAACGAAAUACUGCAGCGUUCUUGAAAGACACAGUGUUGAUGGUUUUAAGCCGCUACGGAAUCGAGCCUCAGCAGAUAUAUUCUAUCACCUCGGACAACGGCGCUAAUAUGCUUGCAAUGUCUCGUCAAAUUGAAGAAGAAAUACAGGAUUCUCUUGAUGAUUUGAAUAACACUGAAGAACAGGUUGAGGAAUCUGAUAUUAUAUUUUCACCAGCAGAUGGUCAGGAAAUGCUUGAUUUGGUGGAAAGUUUGGAGUUCGAAAGGGAAAAUAUAGCCCAACCUAUUGUGACAGCUGUACGUUGUGCCGCACAUACAUUGCAGCUUGCUGUGAGAGAUGCCUGCAAAGAACUUGAACCCGUUUUCGACUUGUGUCGUCGUGCAGUAAGAACUCUUCGUACACCUAACGGGCACUGGAAUUAA